This is a messenger RNA of Lottia gigantea (owl limpet), 2985 nucleotides long. RefSeq lists its product as hypothetical. The record is from RefSeq and is a predicted model, not a curated record. Gene Ontology annotation, biological process: protein-phycocyanobilin linkage. The transcript is spliced from 7 exons. Bases 1 to 1464 code for a protein of 487 amino acids. NCBI's taxonomy places the organism in Eukaryota, Metazoa, Mollusca, Gastropoda, Lottiidae. Gene Ontology annotation, molecular function: lyase activity.
AUGCCCAAUGGCAUCGAUGAUAAUACGAAUACCAUGUCUUUCCGCAAGUUGUUUAUUUGCACCACCUUUGCACUAUGCAUUGGUUUAGCUCUAUCUGAUGUUCACGAAGAUUUAACCCAACUGGCAGAACAGUUUGAGGGGAAAUUUGACAAUAUUGACCAGUUUAACUAUGAUAUAAAACAUAAACCAGUACAAGAGCGACAUCUACAUCUCAUUACGACAUCAGUUCCAGAAGAUGUACCAAUAUUAAUUGGCUUCAAAUGUUUUUAUGUCGAGCAAUAUUUAAAUGGUAACAUCAGUAAUGUUAUUCGCCAGAGACUCUAUACCUACGGAAUUGAUAAAAAAUCUCAACAAGUAGUUUUGAAACUAUAUUCUUUUUCUCAACCUGAACGAUUUCUCCAUUCCCCUGCACAUUCGGAUAAAUUUGCCAGCCUGACGAUAGAAGAUCUGAUAUAUGCUGAAGGAUGUGACGUAUACUGGACACGGUUGGAUAGCAAUUAUUUCCGGUCUAACAUGUUUAAUACCUGUAUUGUCAACAUUGCUGGUGCUCAGGUACUUAUAAUUGACAGAAACAAUCUAACGUCUACCUAUCUGACAGCUGAUGAAACAUGGGUAUUUUACAAGAACCAGUCUGUAUUAAAAGUCUAUCCAUCACCGUAUAAUAUGAGUAAAUAUCCCAUCGAUGAAAAACACAACUUGAACAACCAGAACACGUUGACUAGAAAUAGUAAUGGUAUAGAUAAUUUCGAUAAUCUUAUCAAACGUAUGAAGGGGGGCAGUGUGAUACGGUUCGUCAUAGACCCUCAGUACUGUAAAUCAAACAACUCAGAUGUAAUCUAUGGUGGUGAUAUAGAAGUCUUCGAAUUCUUCUUUGAUUCUAUAUUUGGUCCAGAUCAGUAUUUUGGAUUUUCUGAAUCGGCUGUUGCUGUUAAUUCUACAGGUGGUGUAGUAACAGUUCUAAAGGAAGGUUAUGUAUAUAAUAACAGUGGAGUUCAACUAAAAUUAACAACUCUUGCACCAGAUCUAACAACUGUACUAGACAAAUCAAUGGUAGCCUGUCAGUUCCAAGGAAAAGGAGUAUUGUUCUAUGAAUCCAGAAAACAGAUUUCAACCCUAGAGAGUUUCCAAGAAUUGACAAAAGCACUGUUAAAUGGUCAAGAUGUACGCUUUACCGCUGACUACCGGUCAUGUCCACCUAUUUCAGCGGGGGCUCUUUCAGGAGAUUUUACGUUUACCAAAGAUGGCGACCAAAUAACCAAACUAACCUUUUCCCAAUCAAAAGUUAUAACAAACUAUCAGGGAUCGGGUUAUGUAACAGACAUUGUAAUUGGUCAUAUUUUUCAAAACGGUUCAGUAACAUUUUAUGCGUCUGAUGUUCAGACUUUCAACCAUAAACCAGUGUAUAAAGAAACCAUACGUUGUAAAUUAGGACCUUCAUCUGUUAUGUUGUACACAAUGUCAUAAAAGGUUUAUGUUAUGUUAUAUGAUAUCAUACAAUUUGUCUCAUGUUAUAUACAAUAUGAUAAAUCAUAUAAAUUCUGUUGUGUAUUAUGUUAUAUACAGCAUCAUAUUUUGUUAUAUAUAUAAUAAUUCCGUAAGACAUGUAUAUUAUACAAUUUAGUAAGCCAUGUACAGUAUACAAUAUCGUGAAAAUAUGUUACAUACAAUAGCAAAUAAACUAUAUAUAGUGUCAUCGAAACAAAAAAAACUAUUUGUUAUAUAUAGUUUCAUAAAUCUUAUAUAUUCUUUAUAUAUUAUACAAUAUUAUAUGCCACAUAAUAUUAUACAAUAUUAUUAUACAAUAUUUGUCUGUUAUUUUAUAUACGAUAUAUAACAUAUCCUAUGUUAUAUACAUACAAUUUCAAUAUCGAAAGCCAUGUAUUUUAUACAAGAUCACAUAAUUCAUUUCUAAUGCUAUGUAAAAUAUCAUAACUUAUCUUAUAUUAUAUAUAAUAUCAUAAAUGUUAUAAAUUUGUUAUUCAUUUCUAUACGAGAUCGUAAGCCACGAUAUGUACACAAGAUCGUAAGCCACGAUAUGUACACAAGAUCUUAAGCCACGAUAAGUACACAAGAUCGUAAGCCAUGCAUAUUAUGCAAUAACACAAGUCAUGUGAAUUAUAUUACAUACAGUAUCAAACUCUUUUCUAAUGUUAUUUACAAUAUCAUAUAGCUUAUCUUAUGUUAUUUACAGUAUGACAAAAAUUGUAUAUGUAUUGUGUUCUCCAUUUUUAUAGAAUAUCGAAAGCCACGCUAGAGACACUCCAGAGCAUAUCUAACUGCAAACAAAUAUAUUUGUUAUAUAUUAUCAAACAACAUCGUAAGCCAUACCAUGUAUAUUAUAUUUGAUCAGAAUGUGUACAAUAUCAUAAAAUUUGGCUGUUUGUAUUUUGUACAAUAUCAUUAUACUUAGCUGUUAUAUUUUAUACAAUAUCAUAAAACUUAGCUGUUAUAUUGUACAAUAUCCCGAAACUUAGCUGUUAUAUUGUACAAUAUCAUAAAACUUAUAAAAUGUCAUAUAACUUCGCUGUUUUAUUAUAUACUAAAGUAUAAAACUCAGCUAUAUUAUGUUCAAUAUAAAAAUAAACUUAGUUGUUAUAUUAUUAUAUAAUCUCAUAAUCUGAGCUGAUAAAUUAUAAACAAUAUCCCAAAAAACUUUCAAACCUUGAAAUGUUAUAUAUUAUAAGGUGUUUCAAAUGAGACUUAAGACUUCAAGAGCAUAAAACCUCUCCAGGAAUCUGUUCUGGAAGUUCCUGAAAGUGAUCUUUUGUGAAAAUCUCGAGCCACCCAAUUUGUCAAUACUUCGCUCACAUUCGACCCCCCUAACCCUCUUAUAUUCAAACUUUCUAAGGAUUUGAUCUAGGAAUGAUCUCGUAUGAAUGUAUAUGAUUAGUAAUAUAUAAGUUGAUUGUAUUUAUAUGUCAGUAACUUGUCUUGACGAACUUUUGUCUUGUGGGUAUAAUAAAGAUUAGUUAUUAUCUGAUAUUU